This is a messenger RNA of Osmerus eperlanus (European smelt), 7699 nucleotides long. RefSeq names its product transcription factor HIVEP3 (gene hivep3b). The coding region runs from base 624 to 6758 and encodes 2044 amino acids. Lineage: Eukaryota; Metazoa; Chordata; Actinopteri; Osmeriformes; Osmeridae. The record is from RefSeq and is a predicted model, not a curated record. Gene Ontology annotation, cellular component: nucleus. Gene Ontology annotation, molecular function: DNA-binding transcription factor activity, RNA polymerase II-specific; RNA polymerase II cis-regulatory region sequence-specific DNA binding. Gene Ontology annotation, biological process: regulation of transcription by RNA polymerase II. The transcript is spliced from 9 exons.
UCAGUACGUCUCGUGUGGGUUGGUGCGGUGGCCAGGAGUCCUUGCGUAGAGCGAGAUGGUGUUUUUGUUGUGCUGAUCAGCUGAAAGUGGCGUUUGUAGUCCCCCUGUUUGUCAACGCAGAGGGGGAGAUGUAGCUAACCUUUUCAGUUUGGUUUCAAGGAGCACUCGCGCCAGCUCUGCUCUACACUCAGCGAAACAUUCCAGGAAAUGCGGUCUUCUGGCCCGUUCGCUUGAGGAUAAAUGGCUGCAACACGCACAGAAUAGAAACCACGCAGAGCCUCAGAGGAGCCGUGGAGAGAGGAGGAGCGGAGAGAGAAGGAGCAGAGCAGAGGAGAGAGAAGCCCAGCAGAGCUGUCAAGAUGGCUCAGGGCGCGCAGAGACACAGCUGCCCGCCUAUCGCUCAGCAUCUAUGUUUACCUGCAUCCACGCCGCUCCAGGGGGCUUUUUAAUGAUGUCUUAUUUGGUCCUCUUGAAUGACUUUUGGCCUGCACCAAAGAGGUCCUCUCCCGCGAAACCUUUCUCUGCGAGUAGUUGUUCCCCAGCCCCAGGCCUCCAUGCGUCUCCCAGGCUAGCUCCAUGAGGCCCCUCGACCCCCUGUGUCCGUGAGGCCCCCUCCCCACUCUAUGGAGGCUGAGUCCAGCCGUCCGUCCGAUGGGGAACGCUCCGGAAGGCAAGAGCAGCCUCUCUCUGAUGAGCCCCCACCGGGCUCCCGUCCACCCCACCCCCCUCCCCCCAACCCCCAGCCCGUCCACGGGGCCCUGGGGCGCCCCCACCACCGCCAGCCCCGAAGGGGAGACCUGCUGCUCCGGAUGCAGCAGCACCGAGGUCCUGCCCCAGCAUGGCAGGCCUCAGACGCCCCAGGGCCCUCUGCGGGCUGCAGAUUCCCCUCCCCUUCGCCCUCCUCCGGUUCCCCCGUCCCCUUCUCCACCACAGGAUGCCCCCCCCACGGGGGCUCCUCCCAGAUCGGGCAGGAGGGCCCGGAGGGGGCCAGCCAGCCCAAGCGAGGAGACAAGAAGCCCCCGAAACCGGGGAAAUACAUUUGCACUUACUGCGGGCGACCCUGCGCCAAGCCCAGCGUCCUCCAGAAACACAUCCGCUCGCACACGGGCGAGAGGCCCUAUCCCUGCGCCCCCUGCGGCUUCUCCUUCAAGACCAAGAGCAACCUGUACAAGCACCGCAAGUCCCACGCUCACCGCAUUAAAGCCGGCCUGGCUUCCAGCCGUGACGAGCCCAGCCUAAGCGGGCCCGAGGCCCAGGGGGAGGACCCCGAAGAGCCCACGGAGGGCGAAAGCACAGACUCAGAGGAGGAGACGGGCCGGCACCAAGCCUCGUCCGCCGCCAAGGAGAGGCAGGGCCAGCAGAGGAGUGGCAGUGUGGAGCAGGGCCCCGAGGAGAGCCACCGGCUGGAGGACUCCCAGGCUGUGAAACAGAGGUUGGCCAUGAGGCUGAGCGAGAGGAAGCGCGGGCCCCUGGCCUCUCCGGACGAUCCCCCCUCGUCCUCUUCCACCUCCUCCUCCUCCCUGGGCCCUGGCAGUAAAGGCAGCACAGAGUCCGGCUACUUCUCCAGCUAUGGCAGCGCCGAGCUGUCCCAGGUCAGCCCCCCCAGUGCCAACGUCAAGACCUACGCCGAGAUCAUCCUGGGGAAGUACGGCCGGCGCAGCCCCCACCAGUUGCACCCCCAUCCCCACCCGCACCCCUCAUCUUCAGGCCCGGAGGAGAAAGGCCUCCCCUUCGGUGUACCCAAGACCCAGGUCAUCGAACACAUCACCAAGCUCAUCACCAUCAACGAGGCGGUGGUGGACACCAGUGAGAUCGACAGUGUCAAGCCCCGACGUUCCUCCCUCUCCAGGAAGAGCAGCCUGGAGUCGCCCAAGUUCGCCUCCCCUUCCAAAGACCCGUACGUCUUCGAGCCCAAAAGCGACGCCCCUGGCCCAAGCGGCCUGGGGACCCCCGGCGGACCGGAUGGCGAGCCGUCCGGGAUCCAGGUGUGCUCCACCGCGGUGCCUCUGCUGAGAAGCCACUCCAUGCCCACCUGCGCCAGCCAGGGGGACCCCGCCAGCUGUGCCAUCCCCCCGAAGGGCUUCCGUCUCAGCCAGUCCUUCGACGAGCAGCAGGCGAUGGUGGCGGAGAUGAGGGUGGGCCACGCCCAGCGCAUGCUGAGGCGCCAGCCCGCCAUCGAGAUGCCCCCGGGUGCCGAGCUCACCCAGGAGGAGGCGGGCCCCUCAUCCUCAUCCCCGGGGACAGGAAGCGAACCAUCUCGCAGGCAGCAGGAGCCAGAGGGCAGUCGGGGCCCCUGGCUGUAUGAGUGUGAGGCCUGCGGGGGCCGCUGGAACCAGAGAGACAGUUACGAGGCGCACACCAGGCUUUGCCCGGGUCAGCCCAUCCAGGAGCAGCCGAAACAAGACGCCGGCGGCAGGGCAAUCCGCGGGGACCGCCCCCAGAUGAUGCACUAUAAAUUCCGGGCGCUGGCCAUGGCGGUGAGGAAGAGGAGGAAGGAGGAAAGCCUGGAGGAAGACCCCCCGAGCCCCUGCAGUCCUGCCCCCCCCACCUCAGUGCCAAGCAGACCGGAACAUGGCCAAACCUUCUCAGGUGCCCCCUCCCAGGCCGAUCCCCAGCAGCAGGACAGGAAGGGAGUGUCCGUCAUCCAGCACACAAGCUCCUUCGAGAAGCAGGAGAGCUUCUCGAUGGAGAGUCAAGAGGCGGAAGCGAAGGGGGGCCAGCCAACGCAGCCGCCAGAGCCCAGGCACUCGCCCGCCACAUCCCGCCUGGUCCGCCAACACAACAUACAAGUGCCGGAGAUUCUAGUUACCGUGGAGCCUGAUGCUGACAUGCCGUCCGUGUCGCCCCCGGCAAUUGCGUCCUCGUCUAAGGAGAUGGAGAAAGUAGAGGAGUUCCAGUGGCCUCAGAGGAGCCACAGUCUGUCCCAGCUUCCCGCAGAGAAGCUGCCACCAAAGAAGAAGCGUCUCCGCCUUGCCGAGGCCUCUCAGUCCUCCAGGGAGUCCAGCUUCGAGUCGGUGUCUCUCCCCCGCAGCCCCAGCCAGGAGAGCAGCAUCUCUCACGCCUCCAGCCGCUCUCCCUCCCUGGAGGACCCGGGCAAGCCUGAGGGGGCGCCCUGGGGCUCCGGAAUCCAGGGCUCCCACAUGCUGACAGUGCCCUCGGCCUCCCACCCACACCACCUCCACCAACCCUCCAAAGAGAUGCGACGCUCUGCCUCGGAACAAGCCCCGGCCAGCCCCGAGAGCCAGGCGCCGGUCGUGGAGACCAGGAGCAAGUCCUUCGACUACGGCUCCCUCUCCCCGCAGCAGUCUGCAUCCGCCUGGAAGGAGAGGAGGAAGUGCCUGCUGGUGAAGCACGCCACCCUGGGAGAGCCAGAGCAGGACGAGGGGGCCUCCGGGGGUCAGCCGCCCAGGAGCGGGAGCCCCAAGCCUGGGCCCUCCUUCCCCGGCCACCUUGGCCUCUUCCAAGCUGAGGCCGGCACCUCCAGACUCAGCACGGAGGCCAUUGGGAAGACGCUGCAACUGCUCCAGCCCCAGAUCUUGCCUCUCCCCCAGGCCCUGUUGCCCCUGCGGCCCCAGGGCCAGGACCCGCUCCCCCCAGGGCCUCUGGCCCAGCUGCUGCCUGCCACCACAGCCAUUACCGAGGUCUUGUCCACCCAGAUCAUCCACAGAGCCUUCCUGCACACGCGCACCGGCCCUCCGCCUCUUCACGUCCACCCGGCACAGCUCCACAUGGCAGAGCGCGUAGGCAUGCCUCUCCACCCAUUCUCCAACCUGCUCCCCGUGCAGUUCCCCAGUGGGGUUGGGACCAGCCAGGCCCUGUACCUCCCCGUCCCGCCCGGACUCACCAUCCAGAUGCCCUCACACCGUCCCGCCCUCCGAGAGGCCAGACCCUCCACCUCCUCCAUCUCUCCCGCCCCCGUUUCCCACUCCCUGGUCCCCCUCCCCUACAACCAGCACGCCGCCAUGCCUACCAUCGCCACCUGCAUGGAGCAGCUGACCCCCGUGGUGUCCCUGGUGGUCCCAGUGCGUCUCCAGACCCACGUCCCCACCUACACCAGGGCCGUGUACACCACCCUGUCCCAGAUCCUGGCCCGCUCGCAAGACCCCAUUGUCUGCACGGCCAUGGUCAUCAUGGGGCAACUGGAGCAGGACAAACUGCAGAGGUCCUACCUGAAGCUGCCCAGUCCGGACUUCAAGAGCUACUUGCCCCUGUCUCUGCCCCUGGAGCUGGUCCCCGGCCCUGGGGAAGACUUCGGUCCCCUGGGGCCGGGGGGCAGCAAGCGGAUGCUCUCCCCAGCCGCUAGCCUGGAGCUCAGCUCUGAGGCCCAGCGGCAGCAGAAACGAGUGAAGGAGGAAGAGGCCAAGGAGGAGGAGGUGGAGGAGCGGGAGGUGGAGGAGCGGGAGGUGGAGGAGAGGGUGAAGGAGGAAGAGAAGAGUAAAGGUUCUGGGAGCCAUCUGGAAACAGGGGAUCACAAGGAGGAACUUCCGAAGAGGGUGGAAGGAGGGGUCGCAGCUGUGAAGGAGGAGCAGGAGGGCGAGGAGGUGGUGCCAGAGCAGGCGGACGUCGCCAGGGAGGAGGAGUUGCCUGGAAAAUCUGAGCCAAAGAAAGAAAAGGAGGAGGAGAAGGUAGAGGAGGAGGUCACCCAGCAGGCCAGCGCCCCACAGCCCCGGAACCCCGAGGCCCAGGAGCCGCCCUCCUACCCCAGCCUCCACACCUCCACCUCGGUCAGCUGGUGCUACCUGAACUACGUGAAGCCCAACCCCUCGGCCCAGAGGGAGCCCCAGGACUCCGUCUACUCUUCCUGGAGCGUCAGCGUCCACAACCCCAACCUGCCGGGCGUCAGCACCCGGCUGGCCCUGGGCCUGCUCCGCUCCAAGCAGCAGCACAGCUCUGAGACCUACACCACGGCCACAGCCCCGGGUGAUGCCUCCAGCAAACUGGUCCCCGCCAACAGCAGAAAGCCACGCGUCUCAGAGGUACAGGCUACCCCACCCAGCGCCUCCCUCGGAGUGAAGGAGCAGCGGAAGCCCGAGAAGGACGAGAAGAAGAAAGAGAAGAGAGAAGAGGAGGGGGCCUCCACGCACAGCGAGGCCCCUCCCCCUCCUCGUCACAGCGGGGGAGGGGCCUCCACGUCCAAGCACAGCGAGGCCCCUCCCCAUCCUCGUCUCCGCGUCUUCGAAGGCGGGUACAAGUCUAAUGAGGACUAUGUGUACGUGCGGGGUCGAGGCCGAGGGAAGUACGUGUGUGGCGAGUGUGGCAUCCGCUGCAAGAAGCCCAGCAUGCUGCGGAAGCACAUCCGCACGCACACGGACGUGCGGCCCUACGUCUGCAAACACUGCAACUUCGCCUUCAAAACCAAAGGGAACCUUACCAAACACAUGAAGUCGAAGGCUCAUGGGAAGAAGUGUCAGGUGAUGGGCAUGUCCGGAUCAUCUAUGGAGGAGGAGGAGCCAGAGAGCGAGACAGCAGGAGGAGACAGGGAGGAGCCUCCGGGCAGGCCCGAACACCAGUUCUCCGACGUGGACGAUUCCGACGGGGAAGAGGACGACGACGAGGAAGAGGAGUCCUCGUCCCAUGACGACCCGCCCUCCUCCAGCUCCUCAGACACCCGCCCCUCCACCGGGGGGCGCUCCACCAGCAGCGGGCGCUCCCAGCAUGGCCCCCCCGGCCCCACCCAGGAGCGGAUGGGCCCCGGUCCCAGCCAGGAGCCCUCUCCCCGGCGACUGUGGCCCAGCGGACGUGCUUCCUCCCCCGGGGGCCAGAGGGCGCUGUUCCCCCGGCGGGGCUGGAGCCCCUCCCCCAGGGCCUUCUCCCCCAGCAGCGACAGCUGCUCCCCCGCCCGCAGUCUCUCCCCCAGGCUGGACCUGUCCUCCCCCAGCCGGCACCCCUCUCCUUCCCCCGAACGGGGGCCGUCCCCCAACAGAACCCUCUCUCCCUUGCACCCGCUCUCCCCCCUCCAGCCUCUGUCCCCCAGCCGCUACCGGACAAGCCUGCGGGCCCGGGCCACCCCCUCACCCCUGGGGGGGAAGCCCAGGCCGUCAGCCUGCCUUCCCUGGGAGAGCCCUCGGACCCUGGGGUGCCUCAGCCAGGAGGGAUGCGGUACUCCACAGCUGAUUCCUCCAAAGGCCUGCCUUUUUCCCCCGGCCCUCCGCCUGUCCCUCAGCGAGAGCCCCGUCCCUCCGUCCCCCCAGACACUGUCCACCUGCCACCUCUUCAGCCACCUGCCCAUGCACUCCCAGCAGGCCAGGGUCCCCUACCUGAUGAUACCCAUCGGAGGCAUCCAGAUGGUCCAGCCCCGAGCCUGCUCCCACCCCACCACCACCUCCCCUUCCUCCCCGAUGGAGAGGCCGUCCCUGGGCCUGGGGUGGAGGGAGGCGCCCUGGGGCGGGACCUCCAGGACACGAGGGCUCAGGACUCCCGGGGACCACUGGUCAGAGAGCCAGGAAGCAGGAAGCAGCCAAUCAGGGCUGCGUGUCUCGGGCACAGCCCCGAGACGAUCCAAUCCCGAGACAGAGACCGCAGACACGAAGCAAUACGGCAGCUUGCAUAGCUCUUCCCACUCACACAGGUCAGCCGCUGAGAACACGGAACCCUGGCCAUUAGGUAGCCCGGUAGAACCGCCCCCUGGCCAAUCACAGGUGGGACUGUCUCAGGGGGAGGAGCCUCCUGGGGUGUGGCCCAGAUCAACCGGUCCAGGAUUGGCGGAGGGAGGGAGUGAAGGUGGAGCCUCAGACAGUCCAAACCAGAGCACUUACUAGUCUUUACCCUUCGAUACAUUGACCAUUCUUUUUUCGCUUUUUCUUUUGGUUGCUACACUUGAUUUUUUUGUACAGCUUUGUUUUUUAUACAGUUUUCAAUACAAUUGUUAACUUAAAAGUUUGUUGUUCUGCAAUAUUCAGGUUUGGUAUAUGAUGCACUUUUUUCUUUUUUGACAAUAAUAUUUCUGUUAAUCUAUAUAUAUAGAUAUAUAUAUAUAUAUAUAUACCGUCUCUCUAAGUAUCUUUAUUGAUACUGCUAUCUUAAUAUAUAUUUGAAUAUAUUAUGUAAAGACAAUACGAGUACAUUUGUAAAUGACCAAAAUCUUUAAUCAAUAAUAAUAUUUCCAUUUUUGUUUGUCCCUUUGUCCAGUAUUACUCAGACUGUCGUGGUUACUUGUGCCUUUAUGUCAGGGUGUGUUGGAGAUGUUGACAGCCUGAAGGGGCUGUUGAGUUGAAAGACGAGGGUUGAGAGGGGUUGCUGUAGGGGUGUCAGGAUCCUGAGGGUUGUUGGUCGUCAGGGGAGACGAGGGUUGCAUGAUACCGCUUCACAGGAAGCAUUAGCUGGAGAAUUUCGCAAAGAAAAUGCACUGAAGUCAUAUUUUGUAUUGGAAAGAUUGAAUUCAAACUUAUAUCUCUGUACAGAGACGAGUACUCCAUAUUUAUUUGUUAUGUGAGAUGAUUCACUGUAUUAUUACUGUUGUUGUGUUUUUCUACUUUUUCCGUGGAAGGGGAGGGGUAGAACCAUGGCAUUGUUAUUGAGUCCCAAAUCUGUGUGUUUUUAUUGUUUUGUUCUCUUUGACUUGAAAAGGAGCGGGAGACAUGAAAGGUCUCAGUGUGUUCGUCACUGUAGGAGGAUCAAGUGCCCUGUUUCACACAACGCAAAUUUCUACGUCUCCCAACUAAUAAAAAAGAAAAAAAAGAAAAAAAGUGCACUAAACUUU